Messenger RNA from Mesoplodon densirostris (Blainville's beaked whale), 444 nucleotides. RefSeq names its product mitochondrial import inner membrane translocase subunit Tim8 A-like. NCBI's taxonomy places the organism in Eukaryota, Metazoa, Chordata, Mammalia, Artiodactyla, Ziphiidae. The transcript is spliced from 2 exons. The record is from RefSeq and is a predicted model, not a curated record. The coding region runs from base 1 to 444 and encodes 147 amino acids.
AUGACGGUGAUCAGCUUCAGCUGUAAUUUGUUACGUUUCUCUCCUUUGUUUUUUGCCGGUAGAGACGCCGGCCCCAUUGUACACACGAGCGAGUGUUCCUCCUUCACCACGAGAGGCGACGUGAAGGUCGGUGAGUUGGGACGUGCUGGUGUGGAUUCCACCUCAUCUUCCUCCGCAGCAGGUUUGGGCUUGGUUGACCCGCAGGUGCAGCAUUCCAUUGAGGUAGAGACUCAGAAGCAGUGCUUCCAGCAGCUGGUGCACCAGAUGAUAGAACUUUGUUGGGAAAAGUGCAUGGACAAGCCUGGGCCAAAGUUGGACAGUUGGGCUGUGGCCCGUUUUGUGAACUGCAUUGAGCGCUUCAUUGAUACAAGCCAAUUCAUCUUGAAUCGACUGGAACAGACCCAGAAAUCCAAGCCAGUCUUCUCAGAAAGCCUUUCUGACUGA